AUGUAUGGGCUGUAUCACUCGACAGGCGCAAAUAUAUUAGAAUUCUUCUUCUUCUACCUGGUUCAGAAUGUGGUCCCUGCCGCUCUCAUUAUCACCACGCGGAAAAGCUCUCCCCUGCGCUAUCUGUGCAUUCCUGGGAUGAUAUGGAUCGCGAGCAGGUUCAUCCGUCCCUUUGGCUCAUCUGGCAGUCCCACAUGGUGCCAGGCUAUAACACAGCUUGUCAUUGCGACUUUGCAGGCAACAAAUCUGUUGUUACUCAACCCUCUGGCCAACGCAGACAUCUCGCGGAGCGCAAAGAGCGUUCAAAACUUUGGAUCUAGAUUGAUCGCACCAUUUCGUUUGCUUGCUCAAACCCGCGCUGUCAAUACACAAUGGCAGGUCAAGAAUGUGCCUUCUCAUCCAAAGUAUUACAUGCGGCGGGGUAUGCAGGUCCCAACACGGGGUCGAUUUUUGCUGCGACAGUUGGCAAUCGUCGUAUGGCAGUGCUUGGUGCUGGACCUAGUUCAAACGGUUUCGCUUCAGAAGGCGAGGGAACGUGAUAUGCAUGAACCCGCGUCGUUGCAAGUCGAAUGGAUUGUGCCUAUGGGGCAAUGGGUAGAGCGAAUAGCUACGCAUCUUUCUAUUUGGUUUGUGGUAAACCGUCUAAUCAGCGAUCUUGCGUAUCGAGUAUUAUCAAUAUUCUUUGUCGGGAUCGGGCUAGAUUCUCCUGCAGACUGGCCACCAGCCUUUGGGAGUAUGGCGGACGUGUUUACAUUGCGCAAAUUUUGGGGGAAAUUCUGGCAUCAAUUCAUGCGCCAGCCCUUUACUUCUAUUAGUAACUUCAUCACACGAGAUGUUUUGAAUCUUACCAGAUCUUCAAUACUCGAGCGAUACACCAAUCUUUUCAUCGUCUUUCUCGUCUCUGCGAUAUUUCAUGUCAUAGUGGAUAUACUGCAGAGCAUUCCGAUGGAAAGGUCCGGCUCGAUGCCAUUUUAUUUAGCAUUUGUCGUCGGGAUAAUGCUCGAAGAUGGAGUGCAAAAUAUUUGGAAACAGGUACAAACACUUGACGUCAGUCAAGAGGAGGCAAAACAAUCAUCGGACAUCGUGUCACUUUGGAAGCGUGCUGCUGGGAUGGUAUGGGUUAUGCUAUGGCUUGGGGUCACCUCGACAUGGUAUUUUACUCCGAUGAUUCAAUCUACGAAUGAUGAUCUGCGGGUGAUUCCUUUCAGUGUUGCAAAAUAUAUCGGCUUCCAAUCGCUUAUAGGUAUUGUCAUGGGUAGUGGAGUUGGCAUUGCAGUUAUGUUUGAAGUUGAGAUAUGA
Molecule: messenger RNA, 1299 nt
Organism: Penicillium crustosum
Lineage: Eukaryota; Fungi; Ascomycota; Eurotiomycetes; Eurotiales; Aspergillaceae
Product: wax synthase family protein
Exons: 2
Coding region: 1-1299 (432 amino acids)
Biological process (GO): lipid metabolic process
Source: RefSeq, a predicted model, not a curated record